Molecule: messenger RNA, 2189 nt
Organism: Austrofundulus limnaeus
Lineage: Eukaryota; Metazoa; Chordata; Actinopteri; Cyprinodontiformes; Rivulidae
Gene: pik3r6a
Product: phosphoinositide-3-kinase, regulatory subunit 6a
Exons: 6
Coding region: 301-873 (190 amino acids)
Source: RefSeq, a predicted model, not a curated record
UUACACCGUGAGUUUAAAAUUCAUGAACUAUUUUGCACACUAUUCUGAUUGAUGAAGGAUAUAUUUACUGGUGUAAUUGUGUAAAUAAAGGAUUUGAUUUUUGUAAAAACAGAGUUGUCCUUUGGUCUUGGGUGGAAAACGAGAGGAAAGCUCUGUGAUUUUGUUCAGAGGUCAGCAGAUGGUGCUGUUUGUUGGCAGAGCUGCUUGAGAACAUCUCUCUCUGUGUGUGUCUGCUGAUGACUGCGAGACCCUCCCCUGUAGCUGUCCUCUCCCAUCUUCUGCAGAGCAGCGGCGGCACCGAUGGAGAAGAAGCAGGGAUCUUCUCUUCAGUAUGGUUCCCUGGAGCACACGGCAUGGAGCAGAGACACCAAGAAACCAGAGGAGGACGUGGUGUCCAUGGCUGACUCCACCAUCACUGUGGACGACAUCGAGGGGGAGCUCUUUAAGAUCGAGAGGAUCAGGGACGUCCUGGUCCGGAGGGAGUCCGAGCUAAGAUACAUGAUGGAUGACAUUCAGCUGUGUAAAGAAAUCACCCGUCUGAAGAAGGAGCUGCACAAACUGGUGUCCAUUCCAGAUCACGACAAGUCCAAUGAGGAUCGACAAAAAGAGGAAGAACUCCUGCAGCAGAUUCACAAGCUGGUGGAGACCAGAGAUUUCCUGGUGGACGAUGUUGAGUUCGAACGACUCAGGGAGAAAGAAGAGGAUAAAGAAAUGGCAGAUUUUCUGAAGUCCAGAAUGCCAAGAAACAUAAAGAAGACAGGCUUGCCAACUAGAAGGACGCCAACGAGGGCUCAGCAGACCUCCUCCCCGUUCGCCAAGACCGGCCUCACCCUCCUGAAAGAGUGCUGCGGUUUUACCUGCUCCAUCAUGUAGACCAGGGGUCUCACUGACGGACUGAUGAGAACUCACAGACCCCGACGAUCAUUCCUGUUCCAACCAUCCAGUCAGAGACAGGUUUACAGGAGACACAUGGAUCUGUGCACACCUGUUGAAAAUGCUGCAGUUUUCCUAUUUUUCAACUUCCUGUUUCUCUUGUUUUUCUGCAUUUCACCACAACCUAUAUAUUGUAUUUUUUUUUUUGCCCCACAACCAAGUUCAGCUCAUACAUUUAGUAAAUUAAUUGGAUUGAACUCCACGGCUCGCCCACCACUUAGAUAUUUAAAGAUUUCCUGAAGCCGCAGUAACUGUCCUGUCCUUGUUAUAGUAGCUGUGUUGCAGUGAGCAGAGCGUUCUGUGCAUGCCCGGUACUUUAUAAUUACCGUACAGGAGACAACACUAAUGAAACUGACAUUAAUCAGGAGUCGUGUAAAGUUUUGUCUAAAAUGGAUGUGACCUUUUGGGAAGUUGUGGUUCGAGAAAGAGAAAGCAGUGUUGCAUUAGUUGACUUCCUUUUUAUUAUUUGUUUUUUUUUUCUGAACGAUGGCACAAACUUCAACACGAAGCUCUGUUUUGUGCAGACAACCGAUUUUGUUUUUUAUUCUCCCCAGGCUUGUGUAGAAAAAAAAAGUCAUCAGAUCAUAUUUGUUAUUUUUUAUUUAUUUUGUGUGACCUUUUUGAAUUAAUAAGCUGGUUCAACACUCAGCGGACGCUGGAUACCAUUACACAACAUCAUCAUCAUCACACACMCCAACACCCACUCAAAACACAUUAAAGGCCAUAAAACUCCAGUUGAUCUGCAAAACUCUUCAGCGGUUUUUUUUUUUGCUUUUCAGUGUAAAAUCCUUUUUAGUCUCAGGUGGAGGAGUUCUAAUAUCUGGACGUCUUCAUGAGUGAUGGAGCGACUAAACAGAACAGAGCACUUAGACAGAAAAAAAAGAGUAAGCACAGAACUAUUUUCUGUUAGUGAUGAUUGUUAUUUGAAGAUGAUCCUUACUAUAAGUGUGAUGUUUGUCUUUGGGAGAAACGGAGCAGUUUUCUUUCCUCGGUUUCAUCUCUGGAUCUGUUGACAUUUAGUCUCAGUCUCYUCACAGAGGCGUUGGGUCGUGUUUCUCUCAGCAGCCAUGUCUGACGCUGCCAUGGAGAUCCUCACAGGACUGAAAUGAUGCGUCCAACAUUCAAAAUGACCAGAGACCAGGACUGAAACGUUUAGUGAGUCAGGUUAUUGCAUUAUUAAAAUAAAAUGUUCAUGCAGAAAUUCAGCGUUUCCGUUUUUUUCCUCUGUGGAAUAAAUAAAGCUCUUCACUCCUUUA